This is a messenger RNA of Nothobranchius furzeri (turquoise killifish), 4042 nucleotides long. RefSeq names its product klotho beta (gene klb). Gene Ontology annotation, molecular function: hydrolase activity, hydrolyzing O-glycosyl compounds. The record is from RefSeq and is a predicted model, not a curated record. NCBI's taxonomy places the organism in Eukaryota, Metazoa, Chordata, Actinopteri, Cyprinodontiformes, Nothobranchiidae. Gene Ontology annotation, biological process: carbohydrate metabolic process.
AUGCUGAACCAUCCUUCCAAUCUCAUCUGCCUGGGAUUGCUCAUUCUGCUGCUUAUGUGGAACAAGGCAGCCUGUUCUCCUGGAGAUGGUAGGAGCAUCUGGCAGCAACCUAAGCCAAGCCCCAUCAUCAAAAACCAGACUUUCCUCCAUGACACCUUCCCGUCAGGAUUCCUCUGGGGAUCAGGAACGUCUGCCUUCCAAACAGAAGGAGCCUGGGAUCAGGACGGGAAAGGGGCCUCCAUUUGGGACAGCUUCACCCACUCCUCACUCAGUGGUCAGUUUGUCAGAGAAACAGCAUCUGUGGCGAGUGACAGCUACAACCACUGGGAAGAAGAUGUGGAGGCCCUGGAGCAUCUCGGUGUAAAAUCCUACUCUUUUUCUCUCUCCUGGCCUAGACUUUUCCCUGAUGGCAAUGCCACAGGUAAACCAAACGUAGCGGCCGUGGCGCAUUACAGCUUCCUCCUGCAGAGGCUCCUGGAGAAUAAAAUAGAGCCCGUUGUCACCCUGUACCACUGGGAUCUGCCACAGGCGCUCCAGGAAAAAUAUGGAGGCUGGAAAAACGACACAUUGGUAGAACUUUUUAAGGAAUAUGCUGAGUUUUGUUUCCACACGUUUGGGAGUCAUGUUAAAUACUGGCUAACAAUGCACAACCCAUACCUGGUGGCUGUGCAGGGCUAUGGCACAGGUGUGCACGCUCCUGGAGAGAAACUAGGACCCUCUGGCUUUCUUGUUGUAGCCCACAAUCUGAUCAGGGCUCAUGCCAAAGCUUGGCAGACCUACAACAGACAUUUCCGUCCAACCCAGAAGGGAAAAGUCUCCAUAGUUCUGGGUUCCCACUGGGUCGAGCCUCAGAGAGGCCAAGCCACAGCUGCAAACGUAGCCCUUUGUCAGCAGUCCAUGGAGGCGGUCCUCGGCUGGUUUGCCAGUCCCAUCUUCGGUGAAGGAGACUACCCAGCCUCUCUAAGAAUAACGCACGGACCUCUCAUGCCUACAUUCACACCUGAGGAGAGGAUCUGGGUACAGAAAACAGCAGAUUUCUUUGCUUUGUCGUUUGGGCCAAACAACAUCCGUCUGGGCCCGAGCCUGGUACGCUAUGGGCAGACGGUAAUCCCGGACCUGCGGCGCCUCCUGCACUGGAUAAAACUAGAGUAUGGGAACCUGAGCGUGCUGGUGGCUGAGGGAGGCUGGUUCACUGAUGCCAGAGUGGGAACAGAAGACACGGUAGCCAUCUAUCUGAUGAAGAGUUUUAUCAAUCAAGUCUUGCAAGCCAUCAAGUUAGAUGGCGUGCAGGUGUUUGGCUACUCAGCCUGGUCACUGGUGGAUGGGUUUGAGUGGAAUAAUGGAUACAGCAUAAGACGAGGCCUUUUUCAUGUCGAUUUCAGCCAACUGAACAGGACCAGGACCCCUAAAACCACAGCUAAGUACUACAGGAAUAUUAUCACAGACAACGGUUUUCCUCCAGAUGAAACAGCUGUAGAGGUCAAAGGCCAUUUCCCCUGCAAGUUUCAUUGGGGCGUUGCAGACUCUACCUUACAGGUCAGCCUCUUCCCGUUCUCUCCACAGUUUACCGACCCUCACGUGUACAGCUGGAACCUGACAGGAGACGGCUCGCUGCGUCCAAUCCCAGGGGCGAAGCUUCACACCAGACCAGUGCAGUGCAGUGAUUAUUUGGCUAUCCGUAACCAUCUUCGCCUGUUUGCUUCCACUGGGGCAACUCAUUACCGCUUUGCUCUAAACUGGUCUCUGAUUUUACCUCAGGGAGACCGCUCGAGCGUAAGCACCGACACUCUGAGGUACUACCGCUGUGUCCUGACUGAGCUCCAGAAGCUGGGUCUAGAGGCCAUGGUUAUCAUGUACUACCCAACACACAGAGCUCCAAAUCUAGGUUUGCCCACACCUCUUCAUGCCUCUGGGGGCUGGCUUAAUGAAACCACCGUGGAAGCUUUUCAGGACUACGCAGCACUUUGCUACCGGGAGCUGGGUACCUGGGUCAGAUACUGGAUCACUAUUAACGAGCCAAACAGGCUAAUAGAUGUUUAUUCCAAUGCGGCUGAGAGGCAUCGAGCUGCUCAUCACCUCAUUCUGGCUCACGCAAAAGCCUGGAGGCUGCAUGAGUGGGAGUAUAAUGGUGAACAGAAAGCACUGAUAUCCCUUGCACUACAUGCAGACUGGGCCAAACCGGCCAACCCUUUUCUAGAAUCACACACAGCAGCAGCAGAACGAUUCCUUCUGUUUGAACUGGGUCGCUUCUUGGACCCACUGCUGGGGACCAGUUACGAGAAAAAACAGAGGACGGGGAAGUACCCUGAUGAAAUGAAGGUGUACCUGCAGGAGAGAGCUAGAAUGAUGGGACUACCUGGAUCGGCUCUCCCUAGCUUUACAGACGAAGAGAGCAAGGAGUUGAGAGGGGCAUUGAGUUUUAUCACCCUAAACCAUUUCACCACUCGUCUAGUUUCACCUCUUCCACUCACUCAGGGAACAUUUGAGAAUAGACCGGCGCCUGACCACGACUGUCUGAUACUCUCUGACCCCACCUGGCCUUCCUCUAACCUGGGGCAGGCUCUGGUUCCAUGGGGCCUUCGGAGAACGCUAACAUGGGUGAGCAUGAGGUAUGGAAGAAGUCUGCCUAUCAUUGUGACUGGAAGCGGGAUUGAUGAUCAAGCUCCAGUUGAAGAUAAACUCAGGCAGUACUACCUCAAGAGUUACCUGCAGGAGGCUCUCAAAGCUUACCAUCUUGACCGGGUCAACUUGCAGGGCUUCUACGUCUGGAAGCUCCAAGAUCGACAUGCCCCCCAGUUUGGCCUCUUCACCUCAACGCAACACCAAUCUAAAGCCAAGGCGUCAAUAAAAGUGUACAGAGAGAUCAUAGCUCACAGCGGCUUCCCUGACAACAGCACCAAACAACCGUGUGAAUUCAGUGAACAGCACCAGACUUGUUCCACGUGUGAAUGGAUGCAUCAGAACAAGGCAAUGCUGGUUUUUGGAGGCUGCAUCCUCAUGACAGCUGCUGUCCUGUCUGCACUUGUCAUCUUCUUUGUCGCUGAAGGAAGAAUUAAAAGUUGGAACCAAGGAAAAGGGAAGAACAGGCUAUAUCGGAGGAGACGGGUGAAAACGGCACCAGUGCAUUUCUGUCCACUUGUUCUUUACUAAAACAGCAAGAGACUGAUUCUGUAAACAUGUAGCAAAACAGUUUGUAGCUCCUACACUCGCCCCUCUAUCACUAGUGUCUGUAUUUAUUAUUAGUAUGACUAAGUUUCCUAAAAUUUAAGUGUAACCAUCAACUUAUUUAUGUGAUCACAUCUACAUUUUCAAGAACAUUGACUGGAAUAUAAACUUUAUGACAAAAUAACUGAUUUGCUCUCUAAUUUUACUGUUUUACACACCUGUGUGUUUACUGUAAAGAAGGGGGAAAGAAUUUCCUAACUGCUGAAAAAGAGAAAUUCAAAAUUUUCAGUACCCUUUAUUUUUUAGUCAUUACUUUUCGUAUUGUCGUUUUGUAUAUUACUACUGAAUAUCAGUUUUUGUGUUUUGACGUUAAAAUGAAGUUCAUAUCUAACUGCAGGUGGUGCCGUUUCUUAAUUUUAUGAGAAACUUUGUUUGCGUUGCUGUAAUUGGCCAACACUGUCCUCUAGUGACGAUGGACAACUGUAAUAAAACACAAAGAAAUCAGAUUUUUUGGAGAAUAUAAAAAAUGUAACUCUCCUGUUAUUUUUUAUUACUAAACAUUAGGAUAGCAGGACUGACUCCAAUACAGCCAAACACAUAAAUGCAUAUUAUAACCACGUUUUGUAUUACUGGAAAUUUACACGAAGGAAUUUCUGUAGAGAUGUAGAAUUUUCUUAGAAUUGUGUCUCAGAAAACUUUAAUCCAAAAUCCCUCCAUUUUUUAAUGUUAUAAAGUGUGUGUUACAGAUUUUUUAAAUUGGGCCUAUGAAAAGUGAGUUUGUAAUAAUAAUUUGUGCAAUGUAAAAAAAACUGUCCAAAAGAAUUUCUGUGACAGAAACAUUAAAGAAAAAAGAUAAUAAUAAAAGCAUUUAAAAACA